Molecule: messenger RNA, 1538 nt
Organism: Triticum aestivum (bread wheat)
Lineage: Eukaryota; Viridiplantae; Streptophyta; Magnoliopsida; Poales; Poaceae
Product: protein ACCELERATED CELL DEATH 6-like
Exons: 2
Coding region: 47-1243 (398 amino acids)
Cellular component (GO): plasma membrane
Molecular function (GO): protein binding
Source: RefSeq, a predicted model, not a curated record
GCAACAAGAUGAUAAGGGAAGUACACCUCUUCACUUAGUUGCAUCUAUGCCACGUCAAAAAGACCGACGAUACAUACGUUUACUGGAAGCCAAUCCAGAUGCAUUGUAUCAAAUGGACAAUGAUGGAUCAUUCCCCAUACACGUGGCUGCAUCCGUUGGCUCAAGAAUUACCAUCAAUGUCUUUCUUCAGAAGUCGCCCAGUUGCGCUGGUCUACGUGAUGCUAGGGGAAGGACAUUUCUUCAUGUUGCAGUUGACGAAAUGAAAAUAUGGCCGGUCUGGUCUGCUUGCAGAAACCAGUCGUUAUCAUGGAUUUUAAAUAUGCAAGACAAUGGUGGAAACACUGCACUGCAUUUAGCCGUCCAAAAAGGAACACUGAUGAUAUUCUGUGCUAUAUUUGGGAAUAAAAAAGUGCACUUAAAUUUAACAAAUGAGAAAGGAAAGACCCCGCUUGAUAUAGCACAUUGCAGUAUUCCCAAAGGAUUGCAUUAUAACCAGAACGCUGAAGUAAAAAUACAUGCAGCGCUCGAACUCGCUGGUGCUAAACGGGGCAUUUGUCGCCUGGAUUACUUUGAAGAAAAUGAUAUUGUCCAAGUGAGAAAAGAUGAAAUGGAGAAAGUGAAAGAAGGGACAGGCAGUCUGUGUAUUGGCUCAGUCCUAAUUGCAACUGUGACUUUUGCUGCAUCUUUCGCCAUCCCUGGAGGUUACAGGGCUGAUGACCACACAAAUGGGGGCACACCAACGCUUGCUGGAAAGUAUACUUUUGAUGUGUUCACCAUAGCCAAUGCACUUGCCUUCACUUUCUCUGCAAUGGCUACUAUUUCUCUCAUGUUUUCUGGAUCUCCCAUGGUAUCUCUUCCAAUCCGGAAAAUGCACAUACAAUUGGCCUAUUUUCUCAUGGGGAUUUCGGUUACAAACUUGACAACUGCCUUUGCACUUGGUAGCUAUAUGAUGUUAGCUCCAGUUGCCCAUAAGAUUGCCAUUGCAGUAUGUGUCAUGAGUUUUCUCGUAUUGCUAUAUCAGAAUUUGGACCUGACAAUCAAGAAUUGUGUUCUUGUGUCACCGUUGUUGAGGAGAAAGGGGAUAUGUUAUAGGAUAGUCACUAUCCCAUUGACAGCAUUCAUGUUCAUGGGUUCUGUUCUAUUUCAACUUCUUCCUGUAGUUGUGGUCUUUUAUUUGACUGUGUUAAGUCAUACCGGUAACAAAGUGGAACCAGCCGCACAACCACCGACACCAUUAGCUUGAAGAGGCCUAAGUAGAUAGACGUAUAUUACCAUCUUUAAGUGGAUGACAAUUGGAGGUUUCGGAUCUGCUAUCAUCAAAAAUUGUAUCAGAAGUCUAUUUGUUGAAGAACUAUAUAUAUGCCAAUUGGAGGUUUCGGAUUUGCUAUCGUCAAAAGUAUUAUCAGAAGUCUGUUUGUUGAAGAACCAUAUCGAAUCAUGUGUUGUGUGCUGCUGUGCUUUGAUCUUUCUUUGUUGAAGAGUUAAUGUGCAUGUACCAGUAAACAAUUAAGAUAAUUGAAGGGGCUAUGUCAUUUCCA